CUUGUGGACGUUUAUAACGAAUCCGCGAAUUUAGAGGAGAUUUCCACUUCCAUUGUCCUCCGUUUCAUAUUUGCAAAUCGCAAUUUCGCUGAAGGAUCGUCUUCCGGAGGUAGUUCAACACGGGGCUCGUACAAUUGAAGAGAAAUAAUCGGCAAAUCUCAUCUGGAAGGAGAUCUUUGGUGCCAUUUCCAUCCCUGGUUGUUUUUGAGCCACGACUGAAUCCGUUUUCUGGGUCUUGAACGCCAUGGUGGAAGAUCACAAGGCCCCUCUGUUACAAUCUCAAGCUGCUCAUCAUCUCGUCAAACGAACAGGGACGGUAUGGACGGCGGUGGCGCACAUAGUGACCGGGGUGAUAGGUUCAGGAGUGUUAUCGCUGGCUUGGAGCAUGUCGCAGCUUGGGUGGAUUGGGGGACCGGUGGCGAUGAUUCUAUUCGCUUCUGUCACUUUGCUCUCUUCUUUCCUUCUCUCCAACACAUACCGUUCUCCGGAUCCUGAAUAUGGCCCUCACAGGCAUCCGUCUUACCUUCUUGCUGUUAAUUUGCAUUUAGGACCAAAGAAAGGACGGUUAUGUGGUUUUCUUGUUCAAUUAAGCUUAUAUGGGUUUGGAGUGGCCUACGUUGUUACAUCAGCUAUAAGUAUAAGAGCAAUUUUAAAAUCAAACUGUUACCACAGUGACGGGCAUGGAGCUGCAUGUAUUUUUGGAGAUGCAUAUUACAUGCUGAUUUUUGGGAUUAUCCAAAUUGUUCUCUCACAGAUACCCAAUUUCCAUAACAUUGAGUGGUUAUCAGUUGUUGCUGCAGUUAUGUCAUUUACGUAUGCUUUCAUUGGAAUGGGUCUUGCCAUUGCUCAAAUCAUAGGAAAUGGAUUCAUAAAGGGUAGCGCAGGAGGUAUCAGUACCCACAGUAUGACUGAAAAAGUAUGGUUGGUUGCUCAAGCGCUUGGUGACAUAGCAUUUUCCUAUCCAUUCUCUGUAAUCCUUAUAGAAAUACAGGAUACUUUGAAGUCACCUCCGCCAGAAAAUCAAACCAUGAAGAAGGCCGCAACAGUAUCAGUAAUCGUCACAACAUUUUUCUACCUCUUUUGCGGAUGUUCUGGAUAUGCAGCCUUUGGUAGCGGCACUCCAGGAAACCUCCUAACAGGAUUUGGAUUUUAUGAGCCUUAUUGGCUUGUUGACUUAGCUAAUGCUUGUAUAGUGGUUCACCUCGUUGGCGCAUAUCAGGUGUACAGCCAGCCACUAUUUGCAACUGUUGAAGAUUGGUUCCGCUAUAAGUUCCCAGAAAGUGCAUUUGUGAACCAUACAUAUUCCUUGAAACUCCCAUGUCUGCCAGCUUUUGGGCUGAAUUUCCUGAGACUCUGUUUCCGUACUUGUUAUGUUAUAUCAACAACUGUUGUUGCGGUGAUCUUCCCCUACUUCAAUCAGAUUUUGGGAGUUUUGGGAGGUAUAAUAUUCUGGCCAUUAACCAUAUAUUUCCCAGUGGAAAUGUACCUGAGUCAGUAUGAUAUUGAAGCAUGGACAACUAAGUGGGUCUUGCUACGGAUUUUUAGCAUCGCUGGCUUUGUGGUGGGAUCAUUCACUCUUGUCGGUUCCAUCGAAGGAAUAAUAUCUGCAAAACUAGGCUAGGAGGCUCAAAGAUCUCUCCAAUGGUGUAGUGUUGUCACCCUUAUUUACAUUUGGUAGAUUACAUGUAGGAUUAUGCGUGUGAUAUCUGUGAGAUUUGAAGACUUAGGCAGCGUCAAUAAGGUCUUUGGUGUUGUAAAUGGUAGAGGACUUGUUUUUAUGUAGACUGUAAUUGCAGUUAUGUCCAUCAUGAAACCGCUUUGACGUUCAAGUCGCCAGGAUUGCAGCUUUAAGAUGAGUUAUUGCAGAAGCUCUUUACAUUGGUAUUUUGUCUUCAAUGCAAUCCCAAAAGAAGUGCUUCCGACUCACACCCCCGGAGGUAACUAACGGUAAUAAUGCUAAUUUUCCAAGCAUUACAGAAUCUGAUGUUUAGUGCUCUUAUGGAAGAUGACUUGCAGCAAAUCAAUGAUCAAUAUAUUCUUGAAAGUUAUAACUUUUAUUGGUAAUGGUAUGACUUAUGAAGAUGAGGACUUUUUGUAAA
Neltuma alba is the source of this 2099-nucleotide messenger RNA. Its product is annotated as probable amino acid permease 7. The record is from RefSeq and is a predicted model, not a curated record. The coding region runs from base 245 to 1621 and encodes 458 amino acids. The transcript has 7 exons. NCBI's taxonomy places the organism in Eukaryota, Viridiplantae, Streptophyta, Magnoliopsida, Fabales, Fabaceae.